Lepus europaeus (European hare) is the source of this 6600-nucleotide messenger RNA. It is a transcript of the gene RC3H2, whose product is annotated as ring finger and CCCH-type domains 2. Gene Ontology annotation, molecular function: metal ion binding. Bases 270 to 3728 code for a protein of 1152 amino acids. NCBI's taxonomy places the organism in Eukaryota, Metazoa, Chordata, Mammalia, Lagomorpha, Leporidae. The transcript has 21 exons. The record is from RefSeq and is a predicted model, not a curated record.
GGCGGAGGGAGGAGGAGGAGGAGGCCCCGUCGCGGCCUUCGCCGCCGCCAACGGGGCUGUCCCUGUAGCUCCCGAUGGAGUUUGAGGCCGUGAAACCGCCGCCGAGCUCUGCCCCGGCGAGACGAGGCGCCUCCGUCGCCGAGCCGCGCCGUCGCGGGGCUCCCGGGAGCGGCCCUUAGCGACCCCGCCCGGGCCCCCUCAGCUUACAAAACACUACACAGCAAAAUAAUGAUCUGCUAGACUGCUAACCCGAGCAUCCAGCUUCCACAAUGCCUGUGCAGGCAGCUCAAUGGACAGAAUUUCUGUCCUGUCCAAUCUGCUAUAAUGAAUUUGAUGAGAAUGUGCACAAACCCAUCAGUUUAGGUUGUUCACACACGGUUUGCAAGACCUGCUUGAAUAAACUUCACCGAAAAGCUUGUCCUUUUGACCAGACUGCCAUCAACACAGACAUUGAUGUGCUUCCUGUCAACUUUGCACUUCUCCAGUUAGUUGGAGCCCAGGUACCAGAUCAUCAGUCGAUAAAGUUAAGUAAUUUAGGUGAGAAUAAACACUAUGAGGUUGCAAAGAAAUGCGUUGAGGAUUUGGCACUCUACUUAAAACCGUUAAGUGGAGGUAAAGGUGUAGCUAGUUUGAACCAGAGCGCACUGAGCCGUCCAAUGCAAAGGAAACUGGUGACACUUGUAAACUGUCAACUGGUGGAGGAAGAAGGUCGUGUCAGAGCCAUGCGAGCAGCCCGUUCACUUGGAGAAAGAACUGUAACAGAACUGAUAUUACAGCAUCAGAACCCUCAGCAAUUGUCUGCCAAUCUAUGGGCUGCUGUCAGGGCUCGAGGAUGCCAGUUUCUAGGGCCAGCUAUGCAGGAAGAGGCCUUGAAGCUGGUAUUGUUGGCAUUAGAAGAUGGAUCUGCUCUCUCAAGGAAAGUUUUGGUACUUUUUGUCGUGCAAAGACUAGAGCCAAGAUUUCCUCAGGCAUCAAAAACAAGUAUUGGUCACGUUGUACAACUACUGUAUAGAGCUUCGUGUUUUAAGGUUACCAAAAGGGAUGAAGACUCUUCCUUGAUGCAGUUAAAGGAGGAAUUUCGUAGUUAUGAGGCAUUACGCAGAGAACAUGAUGCCCAAAUUGUUCAUAUUGCUAUGGAAGCAGGACUCCGAAUUUCACCUGAGCAGUGGUCGUCACUUUUAUAUGGUGACUUGGCUCAUAAAUCACAUAUGCAGUCUAUCAUUGAUAAGCUGCAGUCUCCAGAAUCAUUUGCAAAGAGUGUCCAGGAGUUGACAAUUGUUUUGCAGCGAACAGGUGACCCAGCUAACUUAAAUAGACUGAGGCCUCAUUUAGAGCUUCUUGCAAACAUAGACCCUAAUCCAGAUGCUGUUUCACCAACUUGGGAGCAGCUAGAAAAUGCAAUGGUAGCUGUUAAAACUGUGGUUCAUGGUCUUGUGGACUUCAUACAGAAUUAUAGUAGGAAAGGCCAUGAGACACCUCAGCCUCAGCCAAACAGCAAAUACAAGACUAGUAUGUGCCGAGAUCUGCGACAGCAAGGGGGGUGUCCACGAGGAACAAACUGUACAUUUGCCCAUUCUCAGGAAGAACUUGAAAAGUAUCGAUUAAGGAAUAAAAAGAUCAAUGCGACUGUAAGAACAUUUCCUCUUCUAAAUAAAGUUGGUGUAAACAACACUGUUACAACCACAGCCGGAAAUGUCAUUUCUGUCAUAGGAAGUACUGAAACAACGGGGAAAAUUGUUCCAAGUACAAAUGGAAUUUCAAAUGCAGAAAACAGUGUUUCCCAACUAAUCCCACGUAGUACUGACAAUACAUUAAGAGCUCUGGAGACUGUGAAGAAAGUGGGAAAGGUUGGCACUAACGGUCAGAAUGCUGCUGGGCCCUCUGCAGAGUCUGUAACUGAAAAUAAAAUUGGUUCUCCACCUAAGACUCCUGUAAGUAAUGUAGCUGCUACCUCAGCUGGGCCCUCUAAUGUUGGAACAGAACUGAAUUCUGUGCCUCCAAAAUCCAGCCCGUUUCUAACUAGAGUACCAGUAUAUCCUCAGCAUUCUGAAAACAUUCAGUAUUUUCAAGAUCCAAGAACUCAGAUUCCCUUUGAAGUCCCACAGUACCCACAGACAGGAUACUACCCACCACCUCCAACGGUACCAGCUGGUGUGGCUCCCUGUGUUCCUCGCUUUGUGAGGUCCAAUAACGUUCCAGAGUCUUCCCUCCCACCUGCUUCCAUGCCAUAUGCCGAUCAUUACAGUACAUUUUCCCCUCGAGAUCGAAUGAAUUCUUCUCCUUACCAACCUCCUCCCCCGCAGCCGUAUGGACCAGUUCCUCCAGUUCCUUCUGGAAUGUAUGCCCCUGUGUAUGACAGCAGGCGCAUCUGGCGCCCACCUAUGUACCAACGAGAUGACAUUAUUAGAAGUAAUUCUUUACCUCCAAUGGAUGUGAUGCACUCAUCUGUCUAUCAGACAUCUUUGCGGGAAAGAUAUAACUCGUUAGAUGGCUAUUACUCAGUGGCUUGUCAGCCACCAAGUGAGCCAAGGACAACUGUGCCUUUACCGAGGGAACCUUGUGGUCAUUUGAAGACCAGUUGCGAGGAGCAGAUCAGAAGAAAGCCAGAUCAGUGGGCACAGUACCACACUCAGAAAGCACCUGUCUCUUCAACUCUUCCUGUGGCAGCACAGUCUCCAACUCCACCUUCUCCUCUGUUCAGUGUAGACUUCCGCACGGAUUUCUCUGAGAGUGUGAGUGGUACAAAAUUUGAAGAAGAUCAUCUUUCCCAUUAUUCUCCCUGGUCUUGUGGCACCAUAGGCUCCUGUAUAAAUGCCAUUGAUUCAGAGCCCAAAGAUGUAAUUGCUAACUCAAAUGCUGUGUUAAUGGACCUGGACAGUGGGGAUGUUAAGAGGAGAGUGCAUUUAUUUGAAACUCAGAGAAGGACAAAAGAAGAAGAUCCAAUAAUUCCUUUUAGUGAUGGACCCAUCAUUUCAAAAUGGGGUGCAAUUUCUAGAUCCUCUCGUACAGGUUACCAUACCACAGAUCCUGUGCAGGCUACUGCUUCCCAAGGAAGUGCAACUAAGCCCAUCAGCGUAUCAGAUUAUGUCCCUUAUGUCAAUGCUGUUGAUUCAAGGUGGAGUUCAUACAGCAGUGAGGCCACAUCAUCAGCACACUAUAUUGAACGGGACAGAUUCAUUGUUACUGAUUUAUCUAGUCACAGAAAGCAUUCCAGUACAGGAGACCUCUUGAGCCUCGAACUUCAGCAGGCCAAGAGUAAUUCAUUACUCCUUCAGAGGGAGGCUAAUGCUCUGGCCAUGCAACAGAAGUGGAAUUCCCUAGAUGAAGGUCGUCAUCUUACAUUAAAUCUUCUAAGCAAGGAAAUUGAAUUGAGAAAUGGAGAGAGUGAUUAUACAGAAGAUGCAACAGAUACUAAGCCCGAUAGGGAUAUUGAGUUAGAGCUUUCAGCACUUGACACUGAUGAACCUGAUGGACAAACUGAACAAAUUGAAGAGAUCCUGGACAUACAACUUGGUAUUAGUUCUCAAAGUGAUCAGUUGCUGAAUGGAACAGCAGUGGAAAAUGGGCACCCAGUACAGCAGCACCAAAAGGAGUCACUAAAGCAGAAGAGACAGAGUUUAGGUGAAGACCAUGUGAUUCUGAUAUGCAAACCAGUCUGUCUAUUUCAUGGAUAUUUAAUAGUGAGAUCUUCCAUGUUGAAGGUAAUGUAUUUUUUUUUAAGAUUUUAAAAUUGCUAUUUUGUUACAAAAUAGAGACCUAUUAACAGUUUGAGAGCUCCUUAUGUGCCCUCAGGGAAAGAACCCUCUGUGCAACAGAACUACACAAAACAUCUUCAGCACGUUCUGAGGGUGAAUAUAUACUACAUAAAUUGAUCUUGUGUAUUUAACCUUAUCUUUUUAAUUUUAAAAUUGAAAUUUUGAAACUUGGUUGUGCUCUGCUGGAGGGGGUUGGGAUAAACUGCUUAGGUGUUUGCCUACUUGUCCAGUGAAAUUACAUUUGCAUCAAUGUAUGUAUAAUACCUGCCAACCUUAUUAGUAUGUCUCAGAACAUUUAUAUUAAAAUAAUGCUUGUCUUGCAGCAGGUGAUCCCAUAAAAUAACUCCCUGUUCUUAAAAACUUACUCUCUUCCUCACUAACAACAUAGGAAUAAUUUCUGUGUUGAGAUUAUACUGUAUUGCAUCUCUGUACGUAGUGGCCACCUUCUCUGCCAUGGUGGUGUUAAUGUGAAGUGAAAUCAUUGAUUCUCUGCCACUUUAGAAGAAAGAGCAGUUCGCCUGACCCUUCUUCAGAAUGGUAGUUUCUGCGGUCAUAGAGGAAAAUAUUACAAACCACACCUUGGGUGUGACUCCUUAAAAUGGAGGACAUUUCCUGUCACCUGGCCCUAUUUCCAACACAUUGUGAUAGAAGCAUUUUGAAUCAAAGGCUACAAAGCGACAGGGAAGGAAAUUAGUAACAUUGGUAACUAAACAGCAUGUGUUGCCUGUGGUCUAAUCAGGAGAAAGUCUGAAGUCUGGAAAGCAGGAAAGUGGUGAUUUUUCCUUUUUCUGUUUGUUUUCAAUUUCUGUUUCUUCUUCUUAAGUCCAUGUGCCUCAUUCAUAUAUUAUGGAUAUGGUAUCAGUAGUUCUCUCUUUGGGCUCAUUUCAUGAAUUCUGAAAAUGUUACAUACAUAUUUCUUCUAGUUGAUACCUGCACAAAUCAGAUUCUCUUGCCUUUGCGGCCAUGACUUAGUUUCAAUGCCAUGGGAUAAACCAGUGACUCAUAUGGAAGUUCUGCAUUCUAAUUUUCAUGAGAAAUUAGUUUAAUCAUCAGACAAGUAGCACUGAUUUUUUUUUCCCCUCUCUUUUACUAGCUAUUCUGUGUAGUAAGAGUAAUAAAGGAACCCUCGCAUACAAGAGCUGAAAUUGUCCAUUUGUAUGGACCAACUCACUUUCACUCAGAUUUCCUGUUGAUAAGUAUAUAGCGUUCAUCGCAAUUUUAUAUACAGCCUUGAGAAAAUUAUAGGGUGCACAGCAGUUUGUAGGAAUUUAAAGUCAGAUCAUUUAAGCAUUAAAAAAAAUUAUUUGAAAGCCAUCUAGCUUGCUUUUGCAUUUUAGAUGUUAAAACUGAUAUCUUCCUGUUAACAGGGUGAAAUUUGUAACGAUCAGAUGUCAACAUGGAAUUUCACCUCUGAAUUCUGACUACUCCUUCACUAGCUUUCUAGUCAUUUUCAGAGCAGACUGUCACCAACAAUGGUAACAUGCCAUUUACAGGUUGAGUUGCAUUGCGACUUUGUAUUCAUUUCCUAGAAGAACUUUCUUAUGUUUUAGUGAAUGAAGAGAAUUGAUGGGAUCACUUACUGUAACUCCUUCUUCAUAAGGACCCCUUCUGCAAGCAGAACACAAAUGAACAUGCUCAAAGAGUAUCCCAUUUUCUGGAGAAAUUGAAGUUUGCUAGUAACUCCUUUAUACUAGCAGUUUCUUUGUAUCUCUUUGCUGGCAAGGGAAUACAAGGAGUCCAGGCCACAGAUGAGAACACCCCACAUUUGAGUGGAGAUUUAUUUUUACUCAAGAGCAUUUAAUCCCCCAAGUCCAAAAUUGGCAGUUCUUUUUCUUUUUUUAAAUUAAUUAAAAAAAAAAUCCCCAAACCAGUGAAACACAGACACUGGCUGCACUUAGUACUGCCAAAAGCCAAGGUCAUUUGCACAUAUUCCAUCCACCUGUCCAGAAUUAGGCCUCACUUUAUAACCCAAGGCAUGGAAGUGCAUGCAUCCUCUUAGCUGGGCAAACAAUUAUACUGUAGUUGUGAUACAACACAUGUGGCUUUUAUUUGUACUGCACAUAUCCACUGUACAGCCACUUGGGAGUAUCGUGGUUAGCUUGCAGCAACUGCUGUCUGCAUUUAUACUGUUUAUUGCAUAUUCUUUUCCCUGGAAGUGAAAGAAAAAUGUUUUUCUUGUUGCAUUGACUACAUUUUAUAAAUUUGCUUAGCUGGAAAGUUUGGGAAAAGAGGCCUGUUUGUCAAUUGUACAACCGAUUGUGAAGCUCUAGUGUGAAUAUUUUUACGUCUGUAUUAGACAUUUUCUUUGCAAAUCUAUUGUUCGAUUGAAAUGUAAAUGAAAUUAAAGAUGGUGUACACCCAUCAUGUAAAAAGCAGGCACCAUCUCUAAGAUGGAUUUAAUGCUCAUUUUUAAGGCAUAUACUCAGCUUCUAUUUAAAACUAUAAUUUAAAAUAAUUCUGUACAAUGAAAUGGGGAAUAUAUAUGGGAAUAAAUUCUAUUCCAUUUAUUUCAAUUUGAAUUUCCAAAUUGUAAUGUUUCCCUUUGUGCUAUAGGAAUAGGAUUAAAAUGGGGGAAGGCUAGGACUUAUAAGGCCUGUAUAUGGGGGGAGGGCAGAGAUGGAACAAUGAGGGUUGUGAUGAUAGUGAAUAGCAAAGAGUGAAUUCUGUGUGUUUUUGCUGUAGCACUGAAGUGAAGAGAUAUUAGCUUUGGCUGUUCACAAAAUAGAGCAUCAUGAUUUUCAGUGUUUGAGAGAAAAUUGAUGGAAAAAGUUUGCAGUACUUGACAUGUAUUUGCAUGCACAAAAUAAAAUUAUUUGUCCACCUUGAAAGUUGUUUGUUAAUAUUA